Messenger RNA from Staurois parvus, 489 nucleotides. The record is from the annotation of a GenBank genome assembly. NCBI's taxonomy places the organism in Eukaryota, Metazoa, Chordata, Amphibia, Anura, Ranidae.
UGGGCCCGCUGUACCGCCUCCUCUCCAUGCAUUGCUUGCCACGGUCACAGGAGUGUGGUCUAUGGGUCCCUGUACGGCCCCUCCUGCUGCUGCCAGGCCCGUAAUCUGUCAUGGGCCCCCUGUACCGCCUCCUCAUGCUGCUGCCAGGUCCAGAGUGUGUCAUGGGGUCCCUGUACGGCCUCCCAUUGCUGCUGUCUCCAUCGCCACACUCUGCCAUGUGCCACUUUCAGGUCUCCUCACACUGCUGGUGGGUUCCAUUUUGUCAUAGGGUGCUGUAUGGCCUCCCAUUGCUGCUGCCUCCACCGCCACACUGUGGCUCCACACUCUGGUUUUUGGCCCCGUGACUGCCCAAAUGAGUGAAGUGUGCGGUGAUUCUAAGAUCGACGGCACUCAUCUGCAUGUCAUACUGACUGACAGUAUUAGAUUUCUCUUCCCCAGCAGACUCCAAGGGCAUUUAAAUUAAAGGUACAGUGUUCUGCACUAAUAUAA